AUGUUCAAGGAAGCGCUCAUUGCUCUCUGCAUUGGUUUCGCUGCGGCGACCAUCAGCGACUCAGAAACGGUUGAUGGUAUUUGGUUCUUCCUGAUGGACUUCGCUGUCGUCGACCAUGCUCAUGGAGGGGAGGACCUGAAUCCUAAAUACAACGUCUUCGAAGUCAAGGACAACACGGCAACCCAGAAAUUCAGGGUCGACCUCAAGAGCCCCUUGGUUACUGCUGCAAGACCACUGGCUGGAGUUGAUAAUGAGAAAUUCUGUGUUGACAAACAACUCAGGACUGAAAUCGCUGAAGCUGUUAAGGAUGCUGAGGACUCUUGUGAGGGGCACGUCAAAGCACUCGCCAGCAAACUGAAUCGUCCUGGAUGGGCCAUGAACUGUGUUUCUCGAUCGCCCAAGGGAUACAACUUCGGCUUCUUUGGAGAGGACGAGAACUUCUGCCACUUCGAUGCCGUCAAGGGUGGAAAGACCUACUCCCUCACCGUGGUGAAGCUCGACAAAUCGGAGCCACAGCCAGAGCCAGAAGCGUGA
Molecule: messenger RNA, 534 nt
Organism: Haemonchus placei
Lineage: Eukaryota; Metazoa; Nematoda; Chromadorea; Rhabditida; Trichostrongylidae
Source: the annotation of a GenBank genome assembly